Messenger RNA from Serpula lacrymans var. lacrymans S7.9, 3480 nucleotides. RefSeq lists its product as uncharacterized. NCBI's taxonomy places the organism in Eukaryota, Fungi, Basidiomycota, Agaricomycetes, Boletales, Serpulaceae. Gene Ontology annotation, molecular function: DNA ligase (ATP) activity; ATP binding; DNA binding. Gene Ontology annotation, biological process: DNA biosynthetic process; nucleotide-excision repair, DNA gap filling; double-strand break repair via nonhomologous end joining. The transcript has 30 exons. The record is from RefSeq and is a predicted model, not a curated record. Bases 1 to 3036 code for a protein of 1011 amino acids. Gene Ontology annotation, cellular component: DNA ligase IV complex.
AUGAUGCAGCCAACGCCAGCACCAUCGUCUCUUCCAGGAUCUCCAAAGGGCGAUGUCAAUUCGGUGGAGGAAUCAGUCACGUAUCCCGCUCCACCUCAAAACAACGGGAGCGCUCCUUUCUCUGUUCUUGCUGGUUUGUUCGAGAGAUUAUCUACUGAAAGAAAACCGGAGCGAAGAAGAAAGUUGUUGGAUGCCUGGUUCAACCACUGGAGAGAAGAAAUAGGCCAUGACUUAUAUCCUGUUCUACGCCUCAUUUUGCCUCAGAAGGACCGAGAGCGUGCUGUAUAUGGCCUCAAAGAGAAAAAUCUGGCUAAAACAUACAUUAAACUAAUCCCUCUUGGUAUGAGAGAUCCAGAUGCUAUACGCCUGCUCAACUGGAAGAAGCCAACUGAGAAAGAUAAAAGUUCUGGCGACUUCCCCAAUGUCCUUUAUGAAGUUGUGAACAAACGGUCUUCAGUCAUCGAAGGCUCUCUUUCAAUCACUGACCUCAAUGAAAUACUCGAUGAGCUGUCUAAAAAUCUAGGCAAACAGGACAUCCAGUCAAAGAUAUUGCAACGAGUAUACAACAGAGCAACUCCCGAAGAACAACGUUGGAUAGUAAGAAUCAUCCUAAAAGACAUGGUGAUAUCCGUCAAAGAAACAACUGUUUUUGGGGUUUUGCAUCCAGAUGCUCAGGACCUAUUCAACACUUGUUCAGACCUUAAGAAGGUUGCCUGGGAACUAUGGGAUCCCUCUCGCAGACUUAAAGCCGAGGAUAAAACUAUACAAUUAUUCCGUGCCUUCGCACCGAUGUUAUGUAAAAGGCCAACGCGCAAGAUUGAAGAGUCUGUGAAAGAGAUGCAAGGUCGUAAGUUCAUUAUUGAAGAAAAACUUGAUGGAGAGCGCAUACAAUUACACAAGCGCGGAAAUGAAUAUUUCUACUGUUCAAGAAAAGGAAAGGAUUAUACCUACCUGUAUGGCAAUCACGUCGGGACGGGUAGCCUGACGCCUUUUAUUGCUUCGGCUUUCGACGACCGGAUAGAAGAUAUAAUUCUCGACGGCGAAAUGCUGGUAUGGGAUCCCGUUUCAGAGCGCAAUCUUCCUUUCGGUACUCUCAAAACAGCAGCCCUCGACAAAACUAAGAGGGAACAUAAUCCCCGGCCAUGCUUCAAAGUAUUCGAUCUCCUUCAUUUAAAUGGCAUGUCACUUCUCCAGAAAUCUCUCAAGUUCCGCAAACGCAAUCUUCGUGCAUGUAUUAAAGAAAUCCCUGGUCGCAUUGAGUUAGCCGUAGAAUUUGAGGGUAAGACUGCGAAGGAUGUCAGAGAGAAAAUGGAUGAAGUAAUGGCAGCAAGGGGGGAAGGUUUGGUCAUCAAGCAUCCAGAUUCUGAAUAUGUCCUAAACGGUAGAAAUAAAGAUUGGAUCAAGGUUAAACCGGAGUAUAUGGACAAUAUGGGCGAGACUGUUGAUGUGUUGGUUGUCGGUGGUAACUACGGAAGUGGAAAACGUUCUGGUGGUGUUUCUACUCUCAUAUGUGCUGUUCUCGACGACCGGCAUUCUUCCAACGACGACGAAGAGCUCAAAUAUAGUAGUUUUGUUCGCAUAGGGUCUGGCUUGACCUUUGCAGAUUAUAUCUGGGUGCGCCAGAAACCCUGGAAGCUUUGGGAUCCCAAUUCUCCCCCUACCUUCCUGCAGACUGCGAAACGGUCACAGGAUGACAAGGGUGACGUAUAUCUUGAACCAGAGGAUUCAUUUAUGCUGAAGGUUAAGGCCGCUGAAAUCACAAUAUCAGAUCAGUACCAUCUGGGUUUCACAAUGCGCUUCCCUCGUGCGCUUUCUAUCCGCGACGAUCUUUCUAUCGCAGAUUGCAUGACAGCAACUGCUAUCCUGGAAAAUUUACGAACUGAGAGAAAGAGAAAAAUGGAGAGCGACUCCAGUAUGAGCAAGAAGAAGAAAAGCAAAACGAAAGUUGCAAAGCCUUCCAUGCUCCCAGAAUAUCAAGGGCUCAAGCUCAAUUCAAUUGAAAUCGAGUCAAAUAUAUUUGAAGAUAUCAAGUUUGUGGUAUCUUCGGAUCCGAAAUCGAGGACAGGAGACCAUGACAAAAAGGAGCUGAUGAAGAUGAUUCAUGCCAAUGGUGGUAGCUGCGCUCAAGUAGUUACUAAUCAACAGCCAAGCAUGGUGAUUUACGGUGGUUCGACAACACCAUACGAUAUUAGACUUUUGAUCAACAAAGACACUGUUGACAUUAUCCGGCCACAAUGGAUCGUAGACUGCGUUGCUCGCGGGGAGAUUCUCCCGCUCAAGAAGAAGUAUUUUUUCCACGCAACGUUCGAUCGCCAACAAUCUGCGGAUUACAACCAGCCCGAUACUGAUGAAGACGAGGAUGAAAUUAUGGCCGAUGAAGAGGAUGCUAGUUUACGUGUUCCCGUGACCCCUGAUCUGAAGGGGCCCAAGGUAGAGGAAGCUGACGACAUAGAUCCCUCAUUGGCAGACUGGUUUAAAGUCGGAGCAAAAGCGCCUGAAGAUAGCGCCACCGAAUCAGAAACGGAUGCCGACUCCGUGAAUGACGAUGUGAAUCCUGAUGAGGAUGAGGACGACUGGUUUAAAGUUAAACCUGAAGGAAGUCUCAUUGCAGACAAGAGCGUUAUAACAGAUGUGCCGGACUCAAGCGCUCAACCCAAGGAUGAAGAUGUUUCAAUGGGGGCAGAUUCCGGUAUGGAAUACGACCCCAAUUUAAUCUUUAGAUACCUAUGCUUCUACCUCGAUUCACCGGACAACGCUCGCAAACACGGAAUGACGGUGCGAGCGAAGCAUGAAAAGGAUGUCGCUCAGAGUUUCGUCGACAUCUCGAAGAUGAUUCAAGAAAAUGGCGGACAAGUGGUGGACCUUGACGACCCCAAGCUCACACAUAUAGUAAUGGAUAAGCGGGAUGAUUCCCGUCGUGUAGAGCUUAUUCAGCGCACGUUCAAGCCAAAACGACGUCGGUUGGUUAUAGCUGGGUACAUCCAAGCCUGCCUAGAGGAAGAAACUUUGUUGGACGAAGAAGAGUUCACUCCAUAAUGUUCCGAAUCGGUGUGGACAAUAUAAUAAUGAUAAUUUCAUAUCUAUGUAUCUUUACAACUUUCAACGUGAAGGUAGUGAUAAAUUGCAUAAUGACUCGGAUGAUAAACGACUGCGGAGGCCCCAAGAAAUUUGGAACGAAACUAACACAAAAAUACUGAUGUAGCAAAGCCCAAGCUUUUCUACAUGGUGGUGCCAAUGUUAGAUACAUUUGAACGAAAUACGAAAAAAAUCAUCAGUCCCAGCUGACCAACGAAUAAUAGGCUACAUAAAAAUAUCCUGCAUUUCAUAAAGUCGCAGCGCACGCAAAAUGUCACUUUAGCCCAAUUAUCAAAACCAUCUCGCCCAUUUUCCUGGGCUAGGCAUGCUAGGACUCUCAUACAGCAAUCCUUUACGGCCCUCGAACAGCCCUGCUGGACUGUCCUGUCCGCCCAUCCGCGCCCC